Salpingoeca rosetta is the source of this 420-nucleotide messenger RNA. RefSeq lists its product as uncharacterized. The coding region runs from base 1 to 420 and encodes 139 amino acids. The transcript has 3 exons. NCBI's taxonomy places the organism in Eukaryota, Choanoflagellata, Craspedida, Salpingoecidae. The record is from RefSeq and is a predicted model, not a curated record.
AUGGACAUGAGCAACAGCGUGUGCUUGCACCAGUGCAGCAGAGAAUGGAGCACAUAUGGUGCAGGAGCACCCAUCAGCCAAUGGCGAGGACGCCUCAUAGACAACGCACCAUCGUGUGACACGCUGAAGCAGCAAGUGACAGACGUGCAUCUGUGCCCUUCGUCGAUCCCUUCCAUCCACUCCCUGUUCGACGCAACGACCACAGUUCCAGCGAGCAACGGCCUCAUUUACAUGCUGAAUCAUCCCUGCUCCACACGCAGCGAUUACAGUGCAGUGGUCUGGCGGCGUGCUUGCACCCCUAACGGCAACAUCAACGACCAGCAUCAGGAGGCGUGCUUGCUUGUUGUGAAUGAUGGCCUUGUCCACUGCAUUCCUCCCGCCAACGCGGAGUUUGUGCUCGUCAUCGAUCCAGGAUGCUGA